AUGGUCUCCCCUGACCGCGCAACAAUCAUGGAGACCAACCGGUCGCUCCGAAAUAUAAAGACUGAGCUUGAGAACUUGCUCGAAAAGGGCGUCAUCGACGAAAACGUCUUCGACUCCAUCACCGGCUCCCUGCCGCCCGAAUCAUCCCUAUCCGGGCCCCUACGCACGACCGCAAACUCCGGCGAUGCCGCGGCGUCGUCCAGCCCGGCGCCCGCGACCCGCGACCACGCGUCCCCGCCGACGCAGGGCUUCCAGAACAUGAACCUCAACAAUUCGCCGUCACCCGCACCCCCAUCCUACAACAACACGCCCGCGCCGGGGGUGCCCCCCCGCGGAGCCACUCCCGGCCGGCCCGUCAUCGCGCACGCGCGGGCACUCUACCGCUACGGCGCGACGGACGCGCGCGACCUCAGCUUCGAGAAGGACGAUCACGUCGCCGUCUACGAGUACAUGAACGACGACUGGUGGAUGGGCAUGAACCAGCGCACCGGCCAGGAGGGCAUCUUCCCGCGGAGCUACGUCCUGCCCGAACAGGACUACAAGGCGCCACCCGGAGGCUACGGCCCGCCGCAGCCGCAGUACGGUUACCCGACGGGCCCGCCGCAGCAGCAGAACCCGUACAACGCCAGCGUGCCCCCGAUGGCGGUGGCCGAGGGCGGCGGCCAGCAGCAGCAGGAGGGGGGUGCUGGUGUUGGCGGCAAGGGGGGCGAGUACGGCAAGAAGUUUGGUAAGAAGCUGGGCAAUGCGGCGAUUUUUGGUGCGGGCGCGGCGAUUGGUGGCAACAUUGUCAAUAGCAUAUUUUAG
Cordyceps fumosorosea ARSEF 2679 is the source of this 804-nucleotide messenger RNA. Its product is annotated as SH3 domain protein. The record is from RefSeq and is a predicted model, not a curated record. Gene Ontology annotation, biological process: protein transport to vacuole involved in ubiquitin-dependent protein catabolic process via the multivesicular body sorting pathway. NCBI's taxonomy places the organism in Eukaryota, Fungi, Ascomycota, Sordariomycetes, Hypocreales, Cordycipitaceae. Bases 1 to 804 code for a protein of 267 amino acids. Gene Ontology annotation, cellular component: ESCRT-0 complex. The transcript has 2 exons. Gene Ontology annotation, molecular function: protein binding.